Messenger RNA from Prunus armeniaca (apricot), 987 nucleotides. The record is from the annotation of a GenBank genome assembly. NCBI's taxonomy places the organism in Eukaryota, Viridiplantae, Streptophyta, Magnoliopsida, Rosales, Rosaceae.
AUGCUUCAGUCUUCAUCCCUGAGGGAUCAAGGAAAUCUAGACCAAAGAAUUAAUAUGGAGCUUGUGGUGCAAGAAUGGCAUGGGACUUCAGCACUUUUGCCUGACUUGCCUAAUUCUAACCACAGCUCAAGAGACCCAGGUAACCCCCAAACUAUGGUCAUCUGGUUUAUACGUGCAUUCAAAGGAAACCAGAAGAAAUUGGCGCAUUUGUGGAGGCUGGAAGGAGCUAGGGAAAGGCUCAGAUUGGUGAAGGCUGAUCUAAUGGAAGAAGGCAGCUUUGAUGAUGCAAUCUUGGGGUGCCAUGGUGUCUUCCACUCUGCUUCUCCUACAGAAAUCCUGGAACCAGCUGUUGAGGGUACAUUGAAUGUGCUACGUUCGUGCAAGAAAAAUCCAUCUCUAAGGCGUGUGGUUCUCACCUCAUCUUCUACAGCUGUAAGGGUGAGGCCAGAUGAGGAUUUCGACUCCAAUAUACCGCUGGAUGAGUCGUCGUGGAGCUCUGUUGAAUUCUGCAAGACACUUCAGCUUUGGUACCCUUUAUCGAAAAUUUUAGCUGAGAAGGCAGCAUGGGAUUUCUGCAAAGAAAAUGGGAUUGAUUUGGUAACUGUUCUGCCCUCGUUCGUGAUCGGACAGAGUCUGCCACCAGAUUUAUGUUCUACUGCAUCAGACGUACUUGGCCUGCUUAAAGAAGGGGAAACAGAGAAGUUCAAGCGGCUUGGAAGGAUGGGAUAUGUUCACAUUGAUGAUGUUGCACUUUGCCACAUCUUAGUUUAUGAGCAUGAAAGUGCUAAUGGCCGAUACCUUUGCAGCUCAACAGUUUUGGACAACAAUGAGUUGGCUUCCUUGUUUGAGCAACUAGGCAGGCCUAGGUAUGAUUUGAACACCUCAAAGUUGAAGAGUCUAGGGUUCAAGUUCAAGACUAUCCAAGAGAUGUUUGAUGAUUGUAUUGCCUCUUUGGUGGAGCAAGGUCAUCUUACUCAAUCAGUCUAA